AUGGCUCUACCUGCCUGGGGCCUCCUCAAAGGGAAAACCGCCGCCAUAACCGGCGGAACAACGGGCAUCGGGCGAGCCAUUGUUCUAGAAUUCCUCCGUCAAGGGUGUAAUGUCGCCGUCAAUCACCUUGGUCUGUCCAAAGAUGAAGCCCACCGACACAGCCUCCUCCAGGAGGCCCGCGCCAUGGGAAAAGAGGGAGCGCAAGUGGGCAGGAUACUGGAGCUUGCGGGCGACGUGACACGUCCCGAAACCAGCCAAAAUUUGAUCGAAGAGGCAGUCGCUCAAUGGGGUCAGCUGGAUGUCUUUGUUGCAAACGCGGGCGUGUUCAAGCAGGCAGAAUUGCUCAAAAUCGAGCCCGCUCUUCUGGACCACAGCAUCGACGUGAACGUCAAGGGAACGUUCUAUUCAUGUCAAGCGGCAGCUCGCCAAAUGGUCCGACAAGGGCGCGGUGGUUCCAUCAUCGCUAUCUCAUCGGUCAGUGCCCUUGUCGGAGGCGGCUUGCAGACACAUUACACGCCCACCAAAGCUGCGGUGCUGUCUAUGAUGCAGUCUAUGGCUAUUUCUCUUGGGAAGGAUCAGAUAAGAUGCAAUGCGUUGCUUCCCGGUACGAUCAACACGCAGCUGGCCGAUCAUGACAUGAAGAAUCCGACGAAGAAGGCGGCUCUUGAGGCUAGGAUCCCGCUGGGUCGGAUUGGCAGCCCGGAAGAUAUGGCAGGGCCGGCGGUCUUCUUGGCUUGCGAGCCGAUGAGUCGGUAUGUGAAUGCCUCUGGGUUGCUGGCGGAUGGAGGGAUGUUCAGUAAUCUGCAGUGA
Molecule: messenger RNA, 810 nt
Organism: Aspergillus steynii IBT 23096
Lineage: Eukaryota; Fungi; Ascomycota; Eurotiomycetes; Eurotiales; Aspergillaceae
Product: SDR family NAD(P)-dependent oxidoreductase
Exons: 2
Coding region: 1-810 (269 amino acids)
Molecular function (GO): oxidoreductase activity, acting on the CH-OH group of donors, NAD or NADP as acceptor
Source: RefSeq, a predicted model, not a curated record